Molecule: messenger RNA, 4893 nt
Organism: Coffea eugenioides
Lineage: Eukaryota; Viridiplantae; Streptophyta; Magnoliopsida; Gentianales; Rubiaceae
Exons: 5
Coding region: 1-4893 (1630 amino acids)
Biological process (GO): DNA integration
Molecular function (GO): nucleic acid binding
Source: RefSeq, a predicted model, not a curated record
AUGCCUAGAUCUUCUCGUACAGGUGAACUGCAAUAUAAUCCUGAGAUAGAGAAGACUGCUCGUGCAUUGAGAAAAGCAACAAGAGAACGAGCAGAGGCAUCCUCCUCAUCUACUGGACAUAAUUCAGUAGUAGAUUUUGUGGAUUCAUUUAGUGAGACGGAAGAGAUAAAUAGCACCAUGGCUAAUGAACGGACAUUGAGAGAAUUGGCUGCACCAGAUUUAAAUCAACAGCCCCUAUGCAUUACUUAUCCUACAUUAGAGGUUGCAUUUGAGUUAAAAUCUGGACUAAUCCAUUUACUUCCUUCUUUUCAUGGCUUACCAGGUGAAGAUCCCCACAAGCAUCUCAAAGAAUUCCAUGUGGUUUGCUCGACAAUGAAACCCCAGGGAGUCACAGAGGAGCAAAUUAAAUUAAGAGCCUUUCCAUUUUCCUUAGCCGAUAAAGCUAAGGAUUGGCUCUAUUAUCUGCCCUCUGGGUCAAUAUCCACAUGGACAGACAUGAAGAAGCAUUUUCUAGAAAAAUUCUUUCCUGCAUCCCGAGCUGCAAGCAUUAGGAAAGACAUCUGUGGAAUUCGACAAUUCAAUGGAGAGACUCUACAUGAAUAUUGGGAAAGAUUCAAGCAACUAUGUGCUAGUUGUCCUCAUCAUCAAAUUCCUGACCAACUCUUCAUCCAGUAUUUUUAUGAGGGUCUGUCCCAAACUGACAGAAGAAUUAUUGAUGCUGCCAGUGGGGGCUCCUUAGUGAAUAAAACACCCACGGAGGCAAGAAGUUUGAUAUCGAGUAUGGCUGCAAAUGCUCAACAAUUUGGAGACAGGCAGGAUAACACAACUCGUAGAGUCAAUGAGGUAAGUAAUUCUUCAAUAGAGCAAAGAUUAGAUUGUCUAACUUCUUUGGUUGAAAAGUUAGCUAUAGGACAAAUGCAGCAAUUGAAAACAUGUGGAAUCUGCUAUGGUUCGAGUCAUCCAACAGAUAUGUGCCCCACACUCCAAGAUGAUUCGACUGAGCAAGCUAAUGCAGUUGGAUUUCCAGGACCACCUCAGAGGCGGUAUGAUCCCUAUGCAAACACCUAUAAUCCAGGAUGGAGGGAUCAUCCUAAUUUUAGUUAUGCAGCAAGGCCACCAGGAUUUCCACAACAGCCACAAUAUCAACCUAGACCUCAACUUUCACAGCAACAAUCUGCUCCUAAAUCAGUCAAUAGAUUGGAGUCCCAAUUAUCUGGAAAGCUACCUUCGCAGACAAUUGUCAACCCCAAGCAAAAUGCCAGUGCCAUCACAUUAAGAAGUGGCAAAGAGUUGCCUGAGCCGAGCAAGAGAAUUUCUGAACAAGCAAUCGAGGAAGAGCUCGAAAAAGAGGGGAAUGUGUCUCAACCUAGGGCCUUGGAACAACCAGAUUUUGGAGAAAAAUCAACACAAGUGGUUACACCUCCGCCUCCAUUUCCUAGUCGACUGGCAAAGUCCAAAAAGCAAGAGCAAGAACAGGAGAUUUUGGACACUUUUCGAAAAGUUGAGGUAAAUAUCCCUCUUUUAGAUGCAAUUAAGCAAAUUCCUAGAUAUGCUAAAUUUUUGAAGGAGUUAUGCACUGGUAAGAAAAAGUUGAAAGGAAACGAGAAAGUGCAUAUGGGAGAAAAUGUCUCGGCAGUUCUGCAGAAAAAAUUGCCUCCUAAAUGCAAGGACCCGGGUAUGUUUACUGUCCCUUGCAAAAUAGGCAAUAUUAAAAUUGAAAAAGCUAUGUUGGAUUUGGGUGCUUCGAUAAAUGUUAUGCCUCGUUCUAUUUAUAAUUUGAUGAACUUUGGGCCUUUAAAAGAGACGGGCGUAAUAAUUCAACUGGCUGAUCGAUCAAAUGCCUAUCCUGAUGGAGUUUUGGAGGAUAUUUUAGUGCAAAUUGAUAAUUUGAUUUUUCCUGCAGAUUUUUAUGUGCUUGAUAUGGAGGAUGAUAAUUCUAAUUCAUCUCCAAUACUGUUAGGGAGACCAUUUUUGAAAACUGCUAGAACAAAAAUUGAUGUUUUCACUGGCACAUUGACUAUGGAAUUUGAUGGUGAUGUUAUUAAAUUUAGUAUUUAUGAUGCCAUGAAAUAUCCUGGUGAAUCUCAUUCAAUUUUUGUUAUAGAUGUAAUUGAUUCUUUGGCGCAGCAAAAUUUUGAAUUUAAUAAUGACGAUGCGUUGAAGUUUGUUUUUCCUUUUGAAUUGCAGGAAGUUAUUUUUGAAUUGAAUUCUCUUUGUCCAGAAUUUUCCAAUGUGUCUUACUUGGAAUUACCUUUGUCUCAUUCACAGCUUUUGCCAUCUAUUGUGCAAGCCCCGAAGGUGGAAUUAAAGCAGUUACCGGAUAAUUUAAAGUAUGCAUUCUUGGGAGAUGGAGAUACACUCCCAGUAAUAAUUUCCAGUAAAUUGACUGCUUUAGAGGAAGAAAAACUAAUUCGGGUGUUGAAGGACCACAAGGAGGCAAUAGGAUGGACAGUGGCUGACAUAAAAGGAUUAAGUCCAGCCACUUGCAUGCAUCGCAUCUUGUUAGAAGAUGGUGCUAAGCCUUCGAGAGAGGCUCAAAGGAGAUUGAACCCACCAAUGAUGGAGGUAGUGAAGAAAGAAGUUUUAAAACUUCUUGACACAGGUAUAAUCUAUCCCAUUUCGGAUAGUAAGUGGGUAAGUCCUGUUCAAGUAGUUCCUAAAAAGACAGGAAUUACUGUUAUUGAAAAUCCUAAAGGUGAGUUAGUGCCCACUCGAGUUCAAAAUGGGUGGAGAGUAGAUAAGGCUAAGGUAGAAAUUAUCAAAUGUUUACCUUACCCCGCAAGUGUGCGGGAAGUUCGCUCUUUUCUUGGCCAUGCAGGUUUUUAUAGGCGUUUCAUCAAAGAUUUUUCAAAGAUAUCCCAUCCUCUAUGCAAAUUACUUCAAAAGGAUGUGGUAUUUCAUUUUGAUGAUAAUUGCAAGAGUGCAUUUGACACGCUCAAGGGAUCAUUGACUUCAGCACCAGUGGUUCGACCACCAAACUGGAGUCUUCCUUUCAAGAUAAUGUGUGAUGCCAGCAAUUUUGCUGUUGGUGCAGUACUCGGCCAGAAAGAGGGCAGAGCUUCUUAUGUCAUUUAUUAUGCCUCGAGGACCUUGGAUGGUGCCCAAUGCAAUUAUUCGACUACGGAAAAGGAGCUUUUAGCUAUUGUUUUUGCUUUAGAAAAAUUCCGUUCUUAUUUACUUGGCACUAAAGUCAUUAUUUAUUCUGACCAUGCAGCUUUGAAAUAUUUGCUCAACAAGAAAGAGGCCAAACCACGACUUAUAAGGUGGAUUCUCCUACUCCAAGAAUUUGAUCUGGAAAUUAAAGACAAAAGGGGUGCUGAAAAUAUGGUUGCUGAUCACCUCAGUCGUUUGAUCAAUAGUGAAGGACCUGCUCCCUUGAAGGAUAAUUUUCCAGAUGAGCAUCUUUUUGUAGUUCAAAAGACAACUCCCUGGUAUGCUGAUUUAGUGAAUUAUCUUGUUACUAGAACGCUACCUAAUGAUUUGUCUAGAGCUCAAAAGGAAAAAAUUAAAAGUGAUGUUAAAUAUUAUGUGUGGGAUGAACCAUACUUGUGGAAAUAUUGUUCUGACCAAAUUAUUCGCAGGUGUGUGUCUGAAGAAGAGGUUCCAUCAAUUUUAUCUUUUUGUCACUCAUAUGCGUGUGGUGGACAUUUUGGCCCUAAGCGAACUGCAAGAAAGGUUUUAGAGUGUGGUUUAUUUUGGCCAACUUUGUUUAGUGAUGCAUACUUAUUUUGUAAAUCAUGUGCAAAUUGUCAAAAGACAGGUAAUUUAAGCCAUAGAGAUCAAAUGCCUCUUACUCCUAUACUGGUUUGUGAAAUUUUCGAUAUAUGGGGUAUAGAUUUUAUGGGUCCAUUUCCUUCCUCUUUUGGUAAUAUGUAUAUAUUACUUGCAGUUGAUUAUGUCUCAAAGUGGAUAGAGGCUAAGGCAACUAGGACUGACAAUGCUAAGGUUGUAGUUGAUUUUAUUAAAUCUCAUAUUUUUGUCAGGUAUGGCACGCCAAGAGCAAUUAUCAGUGACCGAGGGACACACUUCUGCAAUCGAGUAAUGGAAGCAUUGUUGAAGAAAUAUGGCGUCACUCACCGGGUUUCUACGUCCUAUCAUCCGCAGACUAGUGGUCAAGCAGAAAUCUCCAAUAAAGAAAUCAAGUCGAUACUUGAAAAGACGGUGAAUCCCAAUAGAAAGGAUUGGAGUUUGCGCUUAGAUGAUGCACUUUGGGCUUACCGUACAGCUUUUAAGACCCCCAUAGGUAUGUCUCCUUACCGAUUAAUUUUUGGCAAACCUUGUCAUCUACCUGUGGAAUUGGAACAUAGGGCAUAUUGGGCAGUUAAAAAUUACAAUAUGCGGAUGGAUGAAGCUGGAGAACACAGGAAGUUGCAAUUGCAAGAGUUGGAGGAAAUCCGAAAUGAUGCAUAUGAGAGUUCUAGCAUUUACAAGGAAAAGACAAAAGCAUUUCAUGAUAAAACAAUUUCGAGGAAAAUUUUUUGUAUUGGUCAAAAAGUACUUCUUUUUCACUCUAGACUUAAACUUUUUCCUGGUAAAUUGCGUUCUCGUUGGAUUGGACCUUUUAUUGUGACUAAUGUGUUUCCUCAUGGUGCAGUACAAAUUCAAAGUCUUCACACUGACAAGAUUUUUAAGGUUAAUGGUCAUCGUCUCAAACCUUUUUAUGAAGGAUUUGAAGUUAAUAAUGUUGAGGAGGUAGGAUCAAAUAAAGCAGCAGCUGUUGGCCCUCGCCGAGAUCAGCAGCGAACCUUCAACCAUCAGCAGAAUCUCCGAGCAGUCGGUCCUCGUACGGAGCAGAUCCAACAGAUGGAUCGACGUUUGUCCCGCAUGGGUCAGAACCUGGCAGCUUAUUUCGAGCACCUUCGUUUCCAACCUCCUUUUCCACCGGAAACUUAG